Molecule: messenger RNA, 1865 nt
Organism: Doryrhamphus excisus (bluestripe pipefish)
Lineage: Eukaryota; Metazoa; Chordata; Actinopteri; Syngnathiformes; Syngnathidae
Gene: selenop
Product: selenoprotein P
Biological process (GO): selenium compound metabolic process
Cellular component (GO): extracellular region
Molecular function (GO): selenium binding
Source: RefSeq, a predicted model, not a curated record
AUUGACAAAAACAGCCCGAGUAUAAAAAGGAGGAGGGAGCGUCCGAGGGACAGACUUGUUUUUGUUCAAGAAGCUGCUGCAACUCAACGCUGUGCAGGGGCAGCAUUUCAACUUAGAAAACAGAUUGGGGAGGCGAGGAGGCGUAGGAGAGAUGAGGACGUGCCUCAGCCUUCUCCUCGCUCUCUGCCUGCUCCAAGGGGGCGGGGCGGAGAGUGAGGGGGGCGGGACGCACUGUCAGACACCGCCCAGCUGGAGAAUCGGGGCGGUGGAGCCCAUGAGUGCGGCGAUGGGUCGGGUGACGGUGGUGGCUCUCUUGCAGGCUAGCUGAUUGUUCUGCUUGGUGCAGGCCUCCAGAAUGGAUGGCCUGCGCCAGAAGAUGGAGAGCGCGGGUUUGAGGGAUGUGACCUACAUGGUCAUCAACCAACAGGGGGCGCAAGCACAGAGCCUGCACCCCAUGCUGGAGCAGAGGCUGUCACAGAACAUCGCACUGUACAAACAGGAGGAGGAGCAGUCCGACAUCUGGCAGCUGCUGAAAGGAGCCAAGGAUGACUUUUUCAUCUAUGACAGAUGUGGACGUCUCACUCACCAGAUCUCCCUUCCAUAUUCCAUCAUCGGCCAAGGCCACAUCGAGGGGGCCAUCAAGGAUGCCUACUGCAAGCGCUCAUGUGGCGCCUGUGAAUAUGAGAGUGUUGAGAUCCCGAGUGAGUGUCAAGUGAAUGCAGACGAAACGCCUGCUGGACCAGCAGUGGAGACAGACAUGGGGCAUCAUCACGGGCACCAUCACGGGCAUGGCCACCAUCAUCAUCAUCACGGGCGUCACCAUGGAAACCAUGACCCCAGUGCGGGUCAUCACCAGGGUGUAGGUCAUCACGAUGUAGGACAACAGCCUAGUGUGGACCUCCACUUGCAGGAGGCGCAGGGCCCCCUGUUGCAGCGCCCGUGAGCGCCCGAGACAGCCAGGUGAAAGCACAGCUGACAGCGCACAGACACCCCGGACGCCUCCUCGCAGGCCAGCUGAUGCUGACACUGACGGAGGCUGUUCGGGGAGGUGGUGGCCAACCAGCCCCUCAGCUUGUGACACUGCGAGCAGGCGCUGCCCGCCUCCUGACAGUGACACAGGCUGGAUGAGGUCAAUCACGUCAGCGAGUCCUGACAGUGACGGCCGCUUCCUGCUGACUGACAGCCGCUGCCUCCUCAGCCGGAGAUGUGAGCCUGACCCCCGGGGGUCGUGAGCUGAGAAUGAGGCCACCUGUAAGCUGACUGUCAGCUGAAAGGUUAGAGGUCAUUGCCAUGUUCCCAAAUGAUUGCUUCCCUUUGGGUCUUGCCAUGGUUUAUGAAGCCAGGCGCAGAAACUACGCUCUAGUGGCGUCUGGCGGAAGCCACCAUGGAUGGAUGGGAGACGGUCAUUACGGAAAAUGGCUGACGGGUUUAUUAAAAUGAUUACAAUUGGGCACCCCAGAAUAUUUGAGCAAAUAUAUAAACGAUUCAUAAUGCAAGAUAAAUGGGAAUUUUGCAUGGAAUCUUUUGGAAUGCACUGGCCCAUGAAUGGACACAGCUUUUACUAAUGUAAACACAGCACAAUAAGAACCUUUUUAAACUCUUUCAUAAUCACAACCACUUCUGGCAUUCACAUACAGUAGCUACUUGUUCUUGCUUGCACAAUUGCACACGUUUAUACAAAGCUUUUUAUGGAAAGUCUCCACUGAGGGUGAACGUAAUACAGUCACUGCUUAAUGAUGGUUUCUGUGGGAAGGUGAAAGGUCACCCAGAAAUCUGAUACUUGCACACAGAUAUGUAUUGGAAAGAUUUUGGAUGAUAUGUGGAAGUGGACAGUGGAAGAAAUAAAAGUCAAUUUAAUUGCUUCA